AUGGUCAAGGCCGUUGUUGCUGGCGCCUCUGGCGGUAUCGGACAGCCUCUGUCUCUCCUCCUCAAGCUCUCUCCUCUUGUCGACGAGCUUGCCCUCUACGAUGUCGUCAACACCCCCGGUGUCGCCGCUGACCUUUCCCACAUCUCCUCCCAGGCGAAGAUUGCCGGAUACCUGCCCAAGGAUGACGGCGCAAAGGCCGCCUUCAAGGAUGCUGACAUCAUUGUCAUUCCUGCCGGUAUUCCUCGCAAGCCCGGCAUGACUCGCGAUGACCUCUUCAACAUCAACGCUGGCAUCGUCAAGGGCUUGAUCGAGGUCGCCGCUGAGGUUGCUCCCAAGGCUUUCAUCCUUGUCAUCUCCAACCCUGUCAACUCUACCGUUCCCAUCUCCGCCGAGGUCCUUAAGGCCAAGAAUGUCUUCAACCCCCAGCGCCUCUUUGGUGUGACCACCCUCGACAUUGUCAGAGCCGAGACCUUUGUCGCCGAAAUUUCCGGCAAGUCUAAGCCUCAGGAGCUGACCGUCCCCGUCAUCGGCGGCCACUCCGGCGAGACCAUUGUUCCCCUCUUCAGCAAGGUCUCCCCCUCUGUUACCAUCCCCGACGACAAGUAUGAUGCUCUUGUCAACCGUGUCCAGUUUGGUGGCGACGAAGUUGUCAAGGCUAAGGACGGCGCUGGAUCCGCCACUCUUUCUAUGGCCUACGCCGGCUUUAGAUUUGCGGAGAAGGUUCUCAGGGCUGUCAAGGGCGAGAAGGGUCUUGUUGAGCCUAGCUACGUCUACCUGCCUGGCGUCCCUGGCGGCAAGGAGAUUGCCGCCAAGACUGGCGUCGACUUCUUCUCCGUUCCCAUCGAGCUUGGUCCCAACGGUGCCGAGAAGGCUGUCGACAUCCUUGGAGACAUUACGGACAAGGAGAAGACACUGCUGGAGGCCGCUGUUAAGGGUCUGAAGGGCAACAUUCAGAAGGGUGUUGACUUUGCUCACAACCCCCCUCAAAAGUGA
Messenger RNA from Colletotrichum truncatum, 993 nucleotides. The record is from RefSeq and is a predicted model, not a curated record. NCBI's taxonomy places the organism in Eukaryota, Fungi, Ascomycota, Sordariomycetes, Glomerellales, Glomerellaceae.